AUGCGACAAUGUCAAGAGCAAGGCUGCCGCAACCAGCUCGGCCGCGCCGAAGUUAAUUACUGCAGGCGCUGCACAAGGAAUCGGAUCGCGUCCCAGAACAUGCAGCAGCAGCAGUCUCAAUUUCAGCAGCAACAGCCUCAGCCUCAGCAGCAGCAUCACUUCCAGCAGCAACAGCAUCACUUUCAGCAGCUGCUGCCUCAAUUUCAGCAGCAACAAGGUGGAUAUGGCGGGAUGGGCGGAAUGAUGGGUGGAAUGGGAUUUACGUCGGCGAUGGCGGCGGCGCCAAUGGCAAAUGCCUCGAGGCCAGCGCCGAUCACGACUACUGAUGCGGUGACGAUUGCGGCUCUGACCUUCAAUCAGCAAAAGUUCGAGCACGAUGAGGCUCGCGCGGCACGCGUGCACCGCGAAGAGCUGGAGAAAGCGAAGAUCAAGGUACCCGCGCACGCGCCCGCGCCCGCGCCCACCCGCGCUUCCCAGCGCCCAGCAAAGAAGCAGAAAUCGGAGAGGCCGCCAGCCGGUUACCAGUGCAAUCACUGUCUGGAACUUGGGAAGACUGUGUACCAAGCCGGUACUCACUUCUUCGACGACUGCAGUUUCUUGACGAAGAGGCAGAAGGAGGGUGUGUGGAAGAAAAAGAAGCGUGAGGUCCGGGCGGCUGCGCAGGAGGUUGCGGCUACGUCUGCAUCUGCAGCAGCGCCUGGACUUGCAGCGUCUCCAGCAGUUUCAGCACCGCCAGCAAUCCCCGCCUUCAAGCAGGCGCCAGCUUCACCUGUGCCAGAGAGCACCACUUCAGCAGAUUCGCCUGCCUUCGCCAAGGCAAAAACUUUCUUCAAGGGCGCGCUGAAGCGCAUGAUGGACGAGCAGCCCGAGAAGUCUGCCCUGGAAUGCGGCAAGGAGCUCCGCGACAACUUCAAGGAGCGCUUGACCAAUGCCACUAUCUUUGGCGGUGACCAGGGCUGCUUGGAGCACCUUGAGGACRGCAAAGUUUUGAUAUUGGCAGACGAUUUCAUUAAGUAUGCCGAGAUCAACGAGGAGUAG
Messenger RNA from Ramularia collo-cygni, 1038 nucleotides. RefSeq lists its product as uncharacterized. The transcript has a single exon. The record is from RefSeq and is a predicted model, not a curated record. The coding region runs from base 1 to 1038 and encodes 345 amino acids. NCBI's taxonomy places the organism in Eukaryota, Fungi, Ascomycota, Dothideomycetes, Mycosphaerellales, Mycosphaerellaceae.